This is a messenger RNA of Effrenium voratum, 1761 nucleotides long. The record is from the annotation of a GenBank genome assembly. NCBI's taxonomy places the organism in Eukaryota, Dinophyceae, Suessiales, Symbiodiniaceae.
AUGGCUCAGAAGGCUGGUGGGCGGUGCAAGCUCUCAAGGUGCAAAAUGAGCUGGCGAUGCGCCUGCCGUCGCAGGGUGCAGGUUCCGCCUUGCCGAGAGACAUUGAGAUUGGCUGCGACAAAGCCUGAAGUGCAACGUAUAGGCCUCGCAGACUUGAGCCAAGAAGUGCUUGCAGCAGUGCUCCACAGUCUGCAGGGGCUGGAGGUCUUGGCAAAAUUGGGGCCAGCGUCGAGGUCCUUGAGGUUGCUUCUCCAAGAUGAGCACGCUGAGAGCUCGUUGUGGCCGGGCUUUCUGAAGCAGGAGUUCCCCGAGCUCGAGCGGCCCGGCUUCGCGGAGGCCUACCGCCAGCUGACGGCCCGGCGGCUCUGCCGCAGCAUCGAGUGGCGCCAGGUGCCGAGCCGCGGCCUGGGCCAGCGGGAGGGGUCCCCGGGCAUGUUCCAGCGCAGGGGUCAGGUCUUCGUCUUCGGGGGCUGGGGCUACGGUCCCAUGAAGGAUCUCCACGUGGCGAACCUGAAGGAUGUCCAGAAUGUCCAGGAUGUCCUGAACUUCCGUGAGGUGCCCAUCCGGGGAGCUGGGCCUUUUGCCAGCUACGAGGCCAAGACUACUGUGCUGGACGACGAGGACUCCGAUUCCGACUCCUUCCGGGUGCUGGUGACCGGCGGCUGGCGCCACGGGGGCUACUGCGAGGAGAGUAACAUGUAUGGCAUCAUGGAGAUCAACUUUGAGGAGGCGGCUGUGACGGCCAGGUGGCUGAAGGUUGGCGAGAUGGUGCCGAGGGCCAACCACACAGCUACGUUUGUGCCUCCUAGUAUUGCAGGGGAUGCUUUCCCUCAAGGCUAUGUAGUGGUCUUUGGAGGCUGUAUUGAUGGUCAAGCCUCAAAUUGCCUGGAGCUCCUGGAUUUGUCCAGCAUGCAGUGGCUGGAGCCGGCAGCGAGCGGUGAGACGCCCCGGCCUCGGAACUCCCACAGCGCCACUUUGGUCCGCGACGCUGACUUUGGGGUCCUGGGCCCGGCCAUUCUCGUGGCCGGAGGCGGCACGGGGGACGGAAGCAACGGCGGCCCACCCCGGGGCGGGCGCGACCUGCAGGACGCCUUCUGGCUGCGCCUCCGUGGCGGCCUGGACCUGGACGGCCUCGGCCUCCGUUGGGCCCCGGCCGCCGUGCCAGGCGCUGGCCGCGGCCACGUGGCCGCGCGCCUGGCUGGGACCAGCACCGUGGUGUUUCUGGGGGGGGGCAAGCCGCCGUUGCCCCAGGCCAGGAGCACGGGCGGUGACUUGGAGGCUCCGGGCCGCGCCUUUGGGGGAGGCUGCUCGCUCCCCAUGGGCUGUGUGUUGGUCUAUGGCGGCUGGCACCCCAGCCGGGGCACUUUCGGAGACAUUUGGGCCGCUGGUGUCGAUGACCUGGCCCGGAACUCCGAAUUUUUCCAAGCACUUCCCCUUGGCAAUGCAACUCAGGAACACUUGGAAGAUUCAGACGGGGAGGACCCGGCCCUCCCAUUCAACGCGGCAUUGCGGAGGUUCAUCCGCCAGCGCGAGCUGGAAGGACGUGGUGCAGCAGCUGAGCGAUUACAGCUUGAUUUUGAAGGGCUGGAGGACAUAUUUGCCCCGCGCGGGGAUGACGUUAGUGAUGACUAUGAGGAGGAUGAGGACGAGAUUUUCGCUGAUGAUGGUGAGGGUGAAGAUGCUGCGGAAGUGGAAGAGGAAGAUGGUGCAAGCACGACGGAGAGACAGACGUCAUCCAGUGACAAUGACCUUUUCGAGUAA